Messenger RNA from Theileria orientalis strain Shintoku, 2082 nucleotides. RefSeq lists its product as uncharacterized. The transcript is spliced from 2 exons. Lineage: Eukaryota; Apicomplexa; Aconoidasida; Piroplasmida; Theileriidae. The record is from RefSeq and is a predicted model, not a curated record. The coding region runs from base 1 to 2082 and encodes 693 amino acids. Gene Ontology annotation, molecular function: nucleic acid binding.
AUGGCUAAUAAUAGAAGAAAGGGCACGUCUUCCUUAGGGUUUGUAUCUGGAGGUACGUUGAACGUGUCGAAAGUGGAUUCUUCUAUUAAUGAAGACGAUGAAACGCCUGAAAAUAAGGAAAUCCUAGAAGACUCAGAUGUGGAAUUGAACUCAGACGAAGACUUCAUAAGUAAUAUAAUCAACUAUGACGAUUACAUAGUGGUGGAUGAUGAAGAAGAAGAUUAUGAAGGAAACGAAGAAUAUAAUAGGGAAAUAAUGAGUAAACAAGUACAAUUCCAGAACAAGAGAAGUAGAAGAUAUAGCAGAUAUGAAAGUAGAGAAAAGGAGGAAAGUGAGAUGGGAUACAACGAAGACAAUAUACAGAAGAUGUACGGAAAAGGAUUGAACAUGUUAAAGAAAAUGGGAUAUAAAGGAGGAGCACUGGGAAGAGAUGGAAAAGGAUUGGUCAAGCCACUGUUGUUUACAACAAAUAAAACAAAAGAUAACGUGACGUAUAAAAUAGAAAGGUCAGAAACAUAUGAAACAACAGAAAGUGGAGAAAGAGUAGGAAAGGAAAUGAAUUGGUUAACACAAUUAGAAAAUAUAUACAAAGAAUUAGUAGAUAAGAAUGAGACGAUAAAGAAAAAUAAAAGGGAAUUAGAAACAAAUAACGUUAAACUAGGAGCGGAAAUAAAACAAAUAAAAGAACAGAUAAGAAAGAAGGCUAAGAAGUUGGAAACAAUUAAGUUGAUAAAACCAACGAUAGUAUAUAACUACAAAGAGUAUAUACUGCUGUUGGAUGAAACAAAUUUACAAGGAAUUGUAGUAAAAAAGUUACUUGUACUAUUGAAUUCACUGAAUCAAUUGAAAGUUAACAAUAAAUUGUAUAAAACAGCAAUUAAAUUAACCUUUAAAAAAGUAUUUAUACCAGAGUAUUACAAUAAUAUAGAAGACUAUAGGAAGGUGUUUGAAUCGUUGCCAACAAUAAACAAGUACUAUAGAAAUAAGUAUAACAGUGAAUACGAUGAAGAUGAAAAGGGAUAUAUGAAGAAAGUGUACAACUAUUAUAUAAUUAAUGAGCUUAUAAAGUAUUAUAGAGAUGAGUGGAAUAUAAUGAAUAUAGAUGAAGGAAUAAAUAUAUAUCAGAAGAUAUGUGAGUAUUUAAGUGAAUGUUACAGUAAUGAAAAUAAAUAUGAAGAUGAAAAGUACAUAAAUAAUGAAUUUAACGACGAAUAUAGUGGAAAAUAUGGUGGCAGAGAAGAAGUGGAAGAAAAUAAGUUAUUAACGAGUAAUAGGAAGGAGAAUGAUAAUGGAUUGAGUAGAUUACUGAGGACAAUAUUGAAUAAGUUAAGAAGUUAUAUGGAGAGAAGUAAGCUGAAAAGUUUAUAUAACUCACACAUAGUAAUGUUUGCAUGGCUGCAAUACCUGAAUGAUCAACAAAUAGAAGGACUGGCGAAUAAAUAUAUGGAAGAGUUGUUUAAAAGAGAGGAAAGCUUGAUACCAAGUUACGAAGUGGAAUAUCAACAAAAAAGUGCUAAUAGUGGUAGUGAUGGAGGUAGUAAAGUUAAAAUAUAUGAAAACAUUCAGAGUAAUUGGGGCAAGCUGAUGGCAGAUAAGGAAGUAUUCGGAGAUAAAGUGUAUAAUAAACUGUACACACAGUUGAACUCAAUGAACUAUAACUACUACGACGAAAAUAGAGAAAAGUUAAAAGAGUUGGUGAACAAUGUAGUGGAGUGGGUUGUGAUACUGGGAAACGAUGGCGUGGUUAGACUGAUAUCGAGUACGCUGAUGCAUAAAUUUGGCAGGUCAGUAAGAGAAAAGGUGGCAAAUUUAUCAGAACGGUACAUGGAAAUGAAGGAAGAUGGGAGAAGUGAUGAUGAUGAAGAAGAAGAAGAAGGAGUAGUUGAGUCGGAUCAAUUGAACGUGAAAAGGAAAAAAUUGAUACAAUUGAUGGAAGACAUAGAGGAAAGUUAUAUGUAUUUUAAGUCGAUACUGCCAGAUUAUGUUAACAGCAACAGAGAUGUGCAAGUUAAUCACUACAAAGUGAUACUGAAGAGUAUGGAGUCGUUCAUGAAUUUAAUAGAAGCAAGUAAAAGUAAAUGA